UGACCUGCUCGUAUACAGUAGUUGAGCUCUCAUAACUGCUCUUCGCUCGUCCUUGUCUUCUUCUCCACAGCCACCAUGGGCAAUUCCUCCUCCAUGCUCACCCAGUACGACAUUGAAGAGGUUCAGGAACACUGUAACCACACAUUCAAUCAGCAGGAGAUAGUUUCUUUGUACCAGAGGUUUUGUCAGCUUGAUCGUAAUAGGUGUGGGUUCAUUUCUGCUGAUGAAUUUCUGUCUGUUCCGGAAUUCGCUGUGAAUCCUCUCUCCCAGAGAUUGUUGAAAAUGCUAUAUGGAUUGAAUUUCAAGGAAUUCGUGGCUUUCUUGUCUGCAUUCAGCCCUCGUGCAACCUUAGAAAACAAAAUUGAGUUUAUUUUUAAGGUAUACGAUACAGACUGCAAUGGAAAGGUUUCAUUCACUGACAUGCUGGACGUUUUACGGGAUAUGACCGGACAAUUUAUAUCUGAACAACAGAGAGAGCAAGUACUGACACAAGUCCUGGAGGAAGCAGGCUAUGAAAAGGAUUCUUUGUUAGUCUUGUCUGACUUCAAGAAGAUCCUUGGCAACUCAGGUUUGAAGAUGGAAGUUGAGGUUCAGUUGGAUUAGAAUGAGAGUAAUAAUUGUCAUUGAAAUCCUCCAGUAUACGACGUAGCCAUCAAACUCAGAAUUCUGAUUUAGUUUGAUUAGAAGAAUAUUUUCUGCAUACUGUGUAUUUUGUUGAAAAUUAAGAAGAACUUCGAAUUUUACGAGGGAGAAUAUUUUCUGCCAUUUUAAACUCGACGAAAUUAAAUUUUUUGUCUGAUUAGAAGAAUAUUUUCUGCAUAUUAUGUAUUUUGUUUUGUACACAUAAAAAUGAAAUUAUUUUCCCUGUUGAGAGAAUGGCUUCUCUA
Molecule: messenger RNA, 887 nt
Organism: Neltuma alba
Lineage: Eukaryota; Viridiplantae; Streptophyta; Magnoliopsida; Fabales; Fabaceae
Product: calcineurin subunit B-like
Exons: 6
Coding region: 76-603 (175 amino acids)
Molecular function (GO): calcium ion binding
Source: RefSeq, a predicted model, not a curated record